Molecule: messenger RNA, 2754 nt
Organism: Ascochyta rabiei
Lineage: Eukaryota; Fungi; Ascomycota; Dothideomycetes; Pleosporales; Didymellaceae
Exons: 1
Coding region: 1-2754 (917 amino acids)
Biological process (GO): mRNA processing
Cellular component (GO): exon-exon junction complex
Molecular function (GO): mRNA binding
Source: RefSeq, a predicted model, not a curated record
AUGGGUGUGCGUGUGCGUGUGCCGUUCGUUCGUUGUAUUUUCCGCCAGGCAUCAGACAGACAUCACGUCGAGCUCCAAGCUCCAAGCUCCAAGCUCCAAGCUCCGCGCUCCAAGCUUCAAGCUCCACGCUCCCGCUUUUGGGUUGUUUUUGCUCUCGCCAUCACGACUGCACUCCCUCUGGACCCGCCCCGCCCACGCCGUCUGCCGUCACCCGCUGGGCCUAACGCUGCCGAGCUUGACCCGCACGACGCACCGCCCUGGGACGUUGACGAGCCGGGCAACUGCACCCACCACCCCACACCGAGCCCACGCCCACGCCCACGCCCAACCCUCGCACACGGCCUCCCCUCCCCUCCCUUCCCCUCCCCUCCCUCGACCCCCCCGCCGCCGCUCUCCGCCGCAGCCAUGGCGCCCGUACGGAAACGCACAAACAACAUGGCUCGCCGCCGCCGGCUCGAUGACGAGGACGAGAGCCAGUCGGUGGCCACGGAGCUGGCGGACGACUCGCAGAGCGACGCCUCGGCCCUCAGCGACGUCGACGAGGAGGGAGAUGCCGAUGCCGACGCCGACACCGACGCCGACGCAGACGCAGACAACAGCGACCUGAGCGAGGCCGACAGCGGCGUGGCGCCCGCCGACGAGAAACCCAGGCGCCCGGCAACGGCAAAGGCAAAGGCAAAGGCAAAGGCAAAGGCCAAGGCGAGUGCAGCUGCACACGCAAAUGGCACGCGCAGCGACAAGGCCCGGCAGCCGUCGCCGCCCAUUGCCCGGUCUGAUGGCUCGUUUGCAGCGCUCAAGGACACCGAGGCCAUGAUGAACGGCCUGCAACUCGCCGACACGGCACAGGGCGCCGAGGAGAUGGGCUUGGACGAGCCACAGGCCGCCGAGAAGACGGCCUCUGACGAGCCACAGCCAGCGCCGACGCCCGCUGCUGGCCCGCCGUCGACUCGCCCAGAGACGCUGGGAGACCGCCGGCGGCGCGAGCAUGAGGCGUACAAGAAGAAACGCGACUCGGACCCGGCCUUCAUCCCCAACCGCGGCGCCUUCUUCAUGCACGACUCGCGCUCGGCCCCCGGUCAGCACGGCUUCAGGCCCGGUGGUGGGCGCGGUCGAGGGCGCGGGGCCGGCGGCGGAGCUGCAGCGGGAGCGGGAGCAGGAGGCCCAGGAGGCAUCGGCGGGCCCUUUUCCCCCGCAAAGUACGUAGCAGCACUGCCGGCGUCCCCGCGCAGCCAGACGCAGACGCAGACGCAGACGCAGACGCAGACGGCUAACACGAAGCCCAGCUCGCGCCAGCACGCCAGCGAAGCCACCGACUCGCCGUGGCAGCACGACCUGCACGACGCCGUCAACGCACCGCACCAGCACCAGCACCAGCACGCCCAGCCUGCCCCCCCUGGCCCUGCUGCUGCCUCCACCACAGCCGCGCUCCCGCUCCACCACGCACCAACACACGCUUCCCAUGACGCUCCCCGACCGCCCUUUGUGCCUGCCGCCCGACCGCCCCCAACUCGCAACUUCUCCACCACCGUGCACACCCACAACGCCGUCGUCCGCAUCCUCCUUCCCAACAUGAAGGCCCCCAUCACCUUCCAGAACGUGCCCAUCAAAUCCCACACCCGCCUGCCCAACCACCGCCCGCCCCUCCGCCGCGACAAGCCCGUCCGCAUCUCCCUGCCCCCGUCGGCGCCGCGAUAUAUCUUCCCCACCGUCGAGCGCUCCUUCAUCUUUAUCCCCCGCGCCCUGCGUCCCAACCAGCAGGGCUUCGGUCGCGGUCGAGGCCGCUUUGGCUCCAUGGGCGGCGGAGGCUUCUCGAGCAGGCGCACAAGCGCCUACGGCGGCAGCGUGUACUCGCCGAGCGUGGCCCUCAGCAGGCGCUCGUCCAUUGCUCGUGACAACAUGGUCUCGCCCGCAGGCUCCAUCAUGUCGAGGAACGGCAGCUUCGUCGACCCCUCUCGACCCGUCGUCAGGCUACCCCCCGGUGGCGUCCGGAUGCCCACGGGGCCCGCCAUCAUCUCGCCCACCAACGGCUCCUACCCGCUGCCCCAGAAGCCGGCCUUCCGCGAGAACUGGGCCCACGGCCAGCUGCCCAUGCACCAGCCGCGGCCCCAGAAGAACGUCAACGUGGCCGGCAUCGAAUCGCCCGCCUCGAUGAACUUCAACCCUCCCCAGCAGCAAGAGCAGCAGCCGUUCCAUCAGCAGGUGCCCGCCCACAUCAGCGGUGCAGGCCCGUCCGCCGAACAGCCCGCCUUCUACCAGCACGCCCGCCAGCCAUCCUACCCCGGCCCCGUCUCGACGGGCACGCCGCUAUCCAACAUCCCCGAGCGUGCCAUUCACGCACCGGCCUUCCAGCCAUUCCAGCCAGGUUACCAGCCCCCGGCCUUUGUGCCACAAGGCUACUACUACCCGCCCAGCGCCCCUCAGCCACCGUACAUGGCGCCCGGCGGCAUGGUCCCCAUGUUCGUGCCCGGCGCACAACAGCCCUACGCCAUGCCUGCGCCACCACCCGCACCUGCUGUUGUGCCCCCUCCGCCACCCGCUGCAGCUCCGCCCAACAUGGUCGCGUACGAGCAAAACGGCAUGACGUACUACGUCGACUCCAACCAGCUUCCCUACGCCCCGCCCGCGCCCGUUGACAACUUUGCGCAGCCCAGCUACGCCGUACCAGGCAUGGGCGGCAUGAUGACACCUGGACCAGACGGCGCGUACUACUACCCGCAGCAAAUGCAGCCCGCAGCCUUCUACCCUCAGCAGUAG